Messenger RNA from Anoplopoma fimbria (sablefish), 1809 nucleotides. RefSeq names its product mitotic checkpoint serine/threonine-protein kinase BUB1 beta-like. NCBI's taxonomy places the organism in Eukaryota, Metazoa, Chordata, Actinopteri, Perciformes, Anoplopomatidae. Gene Ontology annotation, biological process: mitotic spindle assembly checkpoint signaling; meiotic sister chromatid cohesion, centromeric. The record is from RefSeq and is a predicted model, not a curated record. The coding region runs from base 64 to 1779 and encodes 571 amino acids. The transcript has 15 exons. Gene Ontology annotation, molecular function: protein kinase activity.
GAUCUCUCCUGAUUAUUGACUGAGCGCUGUGUUGUGAUUGGUCCAUCAGGUCCAGGUGCAGUGAUGUCAGAGCAGCAGGUCGUCACACGGUCGGCCAAUUGGAGCGAGCCAUCGUCACACCUGGACGGAGGGGCGGGGCUUUAUGAGCAGGGCGGGGCCAAUCAGGUGAGCGCGUACUGUAAAGGGCUGCUGAUGAGAGGACGAGAGGAGCUCAGCUUCGAAGAGCUGAGAACCGAAAGACUCAACCUACGCCAACAACAGCAGCUGGACGAGAAGCUCAGACAGCUGACGGAGGUGAAGGAGCAGCUGAGUGAAGAGCUGGAGUACAAGAAGAGACUUCUACUGCUGAAGAAGAGCCAACAGGCGGUUCCUGAAGCUCAGAUCAGGGACUCUGCUGGACCUCCAGCUGCCUCCUCCUUCCAGAUAUAUGAUGAGUCCCAGUCUGCUGCUGCACGGCCUGCUGGAAACUCUGAAACGUCUCAAAACGAGCUGGUGGACGACGUCUUCCUCGGUCCUGACGAGAGAGGACUGUGUCUGCGUGUCACCUGUCCACCACCAGGUGGAGUCGUCGUCUCUGAACUCUCUCAGCAGACGGACUCUGUGAACCAGAACCAAGGUCUCUCACCUGCUCCUCAACACUUCUCACACACUGCUGCAGAUCAUCAUGGGGGGGCCGCUGAAGACCUCCAGACUCUGGUGGAGUCCUGCCCGCCCAACGUCUCCCAGAAACCAGCAACUAAAACCAGAGACAAGCUGAGUCCCAUACAGGAGACCAGUGUGGAGGCCAACCCUCUGUCAGCCGGAGAAUGUAGUCCACUACAGGAGGACCAGGAGAACCUGCAGAACCAGGAGGACCAGGAGAACCAGGCUCUAUCACCUGUUGUGGAUCCAUGUGACCCAGAUGUGCGGUGGCGGCUGCUGGACCUCUGUGAUGUCACUUCCUCUCCAGACUUGUGCUCAGAGUCCCGCCCACUUCCUGUGGUUGAGGAGCACAGCUGUCUGCAGCUAGGGGGCGACGUGAUCCACAUCUACUCCAGAGUCCUGGAGGGACCAGGUUUCUCCGUCUUCAAAGGAGCCACAGAGGACGGCUACGUGGUCCUCAAGGUGGACGGCUGCUCGGCCCCCUGGGACUUCCAUCAGUCUCUGCGUCUGAAGAACUCGUCCACCGCCGCCGGGUUUCCUCUGAUCAGCUGUUUCCUGUUCCUGGACGGCUGCAUCACCGUGUACACCACGCCGCCGGGUCACAUGUUCACUGAGCUCACAGAGUGUGUCCCCAGCGAGGCCUCCGUUGGUUAUAAAGCAGUCGCCCUGGUAACGAUGGUGUCUCAGCUUCACUCCUGCAGACUGCUGCAUGCGGCACUGCAGCCUCACCUCCUCACCUGUUGUCACAGAGGUCUCCUGAUCCCUGACUGGGUCUUCCCGGUGGACUGGUCCUCCUCGGUGGACCUGGACCUCCAGCGGGACGUCACGUCGGUCCAGCAGGUCCCCUCAGCUCAGGACUACAUCGGUCUGGGUCUCCUGGAGCCGACCGCCCCCCCACAGCUGGUGGACCUGGUGGGACUGGCUGAAACUGUGCACCUCCUGCUGACCAACAGCAAGAUGGUCCUGAAGAAAGAGGGCGGAGUCUGGAGGGCAGAGCAGUUCAGUGGAGAGGAACCGUGCGACAUGUUCUCCAGGAUGUGGAGGAGGUUCUUCUGCUCGCUGCUGAACGCCGAAGGUCGCUCGUCGUCGUCCAUCCUGUCGGAGCUGAAGGAUCAGCUGACGACUCUUUACUGCUGAACCCUAUAUAUAUAUAUAUAUAUAUAUAUA